Cylindrotheca closterium is the source of this 3654-nucleotide messenger RNA. The record is from the annotation of a GenBank genome assembly. Lineage: Eukaryota; Bacillariophyta; Bacillariophyceae; Bacillariales; Bacillariaceae.
AUGAACCAAGAUCGCGUUGCAAACGAAGCAGAGUCUAAUGAGACAGAGAAGCAAUCGGAAGCAAAGGGUGUACCCAGGACCGUUACCAUUGCUCCUGUUUUUACAAGACCUACUGCGCCAGUAGCUUUUAACAAAAAACGACACAAAAAAAAUUCACUUUCGGGGGUGAUUCCUAUCAUCCAAGCAGCCGAGCUGAGCGAGGAAUAUCCUGAUCGCAUUCGAUUGGGAAUAUGCGCAAUGGACAAGAAAGCAAGGUCAAAGCCAAUGGCCGAAAUCUUGAGCAGGCUUGACCCAAUUCUCUUUCACGUUGUAUUCUUUGGGGAUGAGAUGAUUCUUAACAAAUCUAUUGAGGAAUGGCCAAUUUGUGAUAUUUUGAUUGCAUUCUAUUCAAAAGGAUACCCUCUUGCCAAAGCAAAGGAAUACUUCGAAUUGAGGAAGCCUUUUAUCCUCAACGAUUUGGAGAUGCAAGAGCUAUUGAUGGACAGAAGAAGGGUAUACGAUCUGCUAGAGGAGAGCGGCAUUGAUGUCCCUCGUCAUGCGUACGUGUCGUUAGAUGAUUAUGUGAGCACUGGAACUGGUGACGGAAAUGGUGCCCGAGAGAGAGAAGUUCACGAGUUUGAUGACCACAUUGAAGUAAAUGGUAUGAGCAUCGACAAACCAUUUGUUGAAAAGCCCGUAGACGCAGAUGACCACAACAUUGCCAUCUACUAUCCAAGCUCUGCGGGCGGCGGAUGCAAAAAGCUGUUUCGCAAGAUUGGAAAUAGAUCCUCAGAGUUUUAUCCCGAUAUCAACGAGGUUCGACGCGACGGUUCUUACAUAUACGAAGCAUUCGUGGAAACCCAGGGAACUGAUGUGAAGAUGUACACUGUUGGGCCCGAAUAUGGACAUGCAGAAGCUCGAAAGUCCCCGACCGUAGACGGCAAGGUGCAACGUGAUGUAGAUGGAAAGGAGGUUCGAUUCCCAGUCAUCCUCACAUUGACAGAAAAAGAGAUUGCUCGAAGAAUUGUCCUCGGUUUUGGGCAAUUUGUUUGUGGAUUUGAUUUGCUACGCGUCCAGGAGGGACAUUCGGUGGUUUCCUAUGUCUGCGAUGUUAAUGGGUGGUCUUUCGUCAAGAAUAGUAGGAAGUAUUAUGAUGAUUGUGCCCAAAUCUUGACGGAGCAUGUACUCGCUACAGUGCGCCCAGAGAUUAACCUUGGGUUCUCCACUGUUGACCCAUUGCUUAGCAACGUAGAAGAAGUUUCUUUUUCCGGAUUACUCAGACGGUUUACGGAUCAGUCGAAGAGAGAUGUACAGUCCCCUAAUCAUCGUUCAGACACAAAUUCUGUCAGCAGCGCCCAAGUGGCAGCGACGAAGUUGGAAGAAGGUGCGAUUCCAGUACGGGAGAUUCCUGGGCACCUCGUGUCAGAGCCGGCCUCUUUGUGCACAUCCAACGCUAGUUCCACUGAUGAUUUGACCAAAUUAGCAAAGAUGAAUGGAAUCAAUAGUUGUGAGAAAUUUCCUGGAGUUCACAAAGAAGAGCUCCGUUGUGUAAUCGCGGUGGUGAGACACGGGGACAGAACGCCCAAACAGAAGCUUAAGGUGAAGAUGUCGGAACAGCGGAUCUUGCAAUUCUUUCACAAGCAUUGUGAUGAUCCGACAAAGGACCUUAAGGUGAAAGCCAAGGCACCAAUGACUGACUUCCUGAAAACAGUGAAAUCAGUCCUCUCAAAUUCUCGAUCAUCAGAUUCAAUGGACAGCAAGACCGUGUACAAACUACGCCAUAUGCGAGAUAUCCUAGAGCGGUGGAAAAUAGCUGGCUUGAAUCGGAAGUUGCAAAUCAAGCCUCGACAAUGGAAAGAAGGCGAAAACGGUGAACAAACAUGUACAGAACUACAUCUCAUACUGAAAUGGGGUGGCAACCUGACGAAGUUGGGAGAAACUCAAGCAAUUCACCUUGGGCAGCGAUUUCGUCAGGAGAUGUAUCCAGAUGCUCCUGGUGGUGGCAUUCUUCGGCUUCAUUCCACGUUUAGACACGACUUGAAGAUCAGAACCAGCGAUGAAGGCCGCGUGAUGAAAACGGCUGCUGCUUUUGCUAAAGGUCUACUGGAGCUUGAGGGAGAGAUUCCGCCGAUUCUUGUGUCUCUUGUUCACAAAGAGAAGGGCAGCUUGCAUAUGCUUGACCCAUCGGGCGAUAAGGAAGUUAAACUUGAGCUCGAUGAAUGCAAAGAGAGGAUCACGGCCAAUCUUCAGCAGGAUAUCAAUUACAGGGAAAUGUCUCCGGAAGAUCGUGGACGCAUGGUUGGUCCACCAGAGCUCACAUCUCUCCAUGAUGCUCUGGCUGAGAUUGGAAACCCACGUUUGACAUUGAUGGAAAUUCAUAAAACUAUGGGAUAUCUGAUCGAGCAACUCGAAGAAAUGCUUGAUCUCAUGGGAAGUGGAGACGAAAUGAGAAUGGAAGAUGGCGAAGGCUUGAAAGGAGAGAACGAAGAUGACGUAGCCCUCAGUGGGGUAAAGUUGUACAAGGGAGAGACUCUUCUUGAACUGACAGAGCGAUGGCGCUUCAUUCACAAACGUCUGUACGAUGUGGAAACAAAUUUGUUCGAUCUAUCUAGAGUGCCUGAUGUUCAUGAUAACGUCAGGUUCGAUGUUUUACAUAAUCCUCAUUUGGGACUGACAAACACGUUAGAGAAACUUUACGAGCUUGCCAAAUGCAUGGCUGACGCCGUGGUCCCACAGGAAUAUGGAACCACAGCUUCAGAAAAGAGAAGCGUGGGAGUGAAGAUAUGUAGUUCUCUUGUAGAGAAGAUUCGGAACGACUUGAAUAUAGCACGAACAGACAACAAAGCUGACAUGCGAUACAUGAUCAACAUGGAUUACUCCGCCGACCUUCCAAUCAACACGAUGGGCCGCCGUAUUCGAACCCGUCUCUAUUUUACAAGCGAAAGUCAUUUGCAUACAUUGCUCAACGUGCUUAGAUUUGCUGGCGACGGGAAAGUCGUUUUGUCAAAACCAGGGGUUGAUUUCGUCAACCAGACUCCCGAGUUGUGCUACUUAACACAAGUGGUUUUCCGCCUUUUCGAAGAUACAAGUCGGCCAAUGGAAGAAGCAAGGCGAUUUCGCGUGGAGAUUUUGUUCUCUCCGGGUGCUACUGCACCACCCAUUCACCUGGACGAGUCCAACAAGGGCUACGACAAGACGCGCCUCGAUACUGCAGGGUUGGUUCGAGUGGAGCGUGAUGGUCUUACCUGUAAGGAUAUUGAAGACUUCUUUGACGAAGUGAUUGAAGAAAAUGUAGGGCAUAAUCAUGCGAAGAUAGAUAGUCAAUCGACAGCGACACCCCCAACGACGAGAAAUGACCUAAAGCCUGUCGCAAAGGCGAAAAAGAACCGAGUGGAUAGCAUCAUGGAGACCAAAAACGAAGAAGAUUGCGAUGGUCCUUCCAAGACGAACCAACAAGUUUCUCAAAAUGCAUCCACGGCUGCAAAGUCAAGUGAAGGUACUGACGACGGUAAAGGCGAAGAGGACAUUGUUCCUUUUGAAAUGUCAUCAAAGUAUUUCUGGACAGCAAUUGCAGUUGGCUCGCUGUGCUUGGGAGCUGGAUGCUUAGUCAUGGCUAUGAGUUUGGGAGACAGGCAAUCAGGGCACCAGCGACGACAUUCUGUGAGACGCUUCUAA